This is a messenger RNA of Suillus fuscotomentosus, 762 nucleotides long. RefSeq lists its product as uncharacterized. The transcript has 3 exons. The coding region runs from base 1 to 762 and encodes 253 amino acids. The record is from RefSeq and is a predicted model, not a curated record. Lineage: Eukaryota; Fungi; Basidiomycota; Agaricomycetes; Boletales; Suillaceae.
AUGUCUUCCCAACAAGACUUGGAAUUUACCUUAAAGGAUUUCACACAAAUUUUCGAGCAUGCCAGAUCCCACCUGCUCGCCAUUCGCAUUGAGCUAGAAAAAACAAAGCUCACAAUAUUGCCAGAUGAUAGCCGGGUGAUCGGUGAAUAUCUGAAUUGGGACAUAGAAGCUUACACACUCCCUUGGAUGGCGUUUUGUGCUAGGUUGUCUAUCAACCCACCACUAUCCAAGCACCUCCGUCACAUGGUCGGCAUGCUUUCAAUGAAACAGCUCGACAUGCUGAAAGACUACACAGAGGUGUAUGAGGCAUUCCUCAGUUUGCCGGUUUCGCCAUCCGGGCCAUGGACUAAGGGCCGCCUUGUCCGGGAGUAUCGCCAUGCUUGGUGGACGGGUCUUGCGACCAUCAAGCUGGAUGAAAAGUUGUCCAGAUACCCGAAUGGCGUUGAGGUGAAGGAAUGUGUCACAGCGCAUUUUGCGCAAUUGUUUGAGGGAGACGCCUUAGUCACACUGGUGACACCGGUUCAAGCAAUGUCGAUGCUGAUUGCUCAGCAGCUAGCCACCAUCUGCGCCGAGGCUAGGGAAGAAGGAGAAUAUCUUUUAAAGAUGUUGGAAGACAAGGUUCUAGAGGCGAAGAUGGUGGCAGCCACUAUGCUGAGAAUGGACACGACAUUAGGGGAUGAUGUACUGCAAGCCAUCACGGCAUCCGACAAACUAGUAAAGUAUUUGAAAAAGAGGCCACAGCAUAAAGGCUGGUCUGAGUAG